Molecule: messenger RNA, 3091 nt
Organism: Mastomys coucha (southern multimammate mouse)
Lineage: Eukaryota; Metazoa; Chordata; Mammalia; Rodentia; Muridae
Gene: Slc35b4
Product: solute carrier family 35 member B4
Exons: 10
Coding region: 306-1301 (331 amino acids)
Biological process (GO): transmembrane transport
Cellular component (GO): endoplasmic reticulum membrane; Golgi membrane
Molecular function (GO): UDP-xylose transmembrane transporter activity; UDP-N-acetylglucosamine transmembrane transporter activity
Source: RefSeq, a predicted model, not a curated record
ACGCGAGGUUUCGGGGAAACCUAUCUGUUUUUUUUUUCCACGCCUGCCGUAAUGGCGCGCGGUCUGCUGGGACAUGUAGUUUGAACAGCCUAUGGACGCCCCCUCAAAUGAAUGGGGCCGUGUAUGACUGAGAACUACAGCUCCUGGUCUGGCCGCGUCGGUGGCCGCCGCGGAGGAAGAGUUGAUCAAGACGGCCCUCAGGGAGGGAACAGCUGGCUGUGGUGAUGUUGCGCGCGGAUUUUCUAGGGUAGUGAUCUGAAAGGGCGCUUUUUCUGCGCGCUGGCUCCCCGUGCCCUGCACCGGCCAUGCGCCCGGCCUUCGCGGUGGGCCUGGUGUUCGCAGGCUGCUGCAGUAAUGUGAUCUUCCUAGAGCUGCUGGCCCGGACACAUCCAGGAUGCGGGAAUAUCGUCACCUUUGCACAGUUCUUAUUUAUUGCUGUGGAAGGCUUCCUUUUUGAAGCUGACUUGGGAAGGAAGCCACCAGCUAUCCCAAUAAGGUACUAUGCCAUCAUGGUAACCAUGUUCUUCACUGUCAGCGUGGUGAACAACUAUGCCCUGAAUCUGAACAUCGCCAUGCCGCUGCACAUGAUAUUCAGAUCAGGCUCUCUGAUUGCCAACAUGAUUCUAGGAAUUAUCAUUUUGAAGAAAAGAUACAGCAUGUUCAAGUAUACCUCCAUUGCCCUGGUGUCUGCAGGGAUAUUUAUUUGCACUUUCAUGUCAGCAAAGCAGGUGACUGUCCAGUCUGGCUUGAGUGACAAGGAUGGAUUCCAGGCAUUUGCAUGGUGGUUACUAGGUAUUGGGGCACUGACCUUCGCUCUGCUGAUGUCGGCAAGAAUGGGUAUAUUCCAAGAGACUCUGUACAAACAGUUUGGGAAACACUCCAAGGAGGCAUUAUUUUACAAUCAUGCCCUUCCACUUCCCGGUUUCAUCUUCUUGGCCUCUGAUAUUUAUGACCACGUCGUUCUGUUCAAUAAGUCUGAACUCUAUCAAGUUCCAGUCAUCGGUGUGACUAUGCCCAUCAUGUGGUUCUACCUCCUCAUGAAUGUUGUGACUCAAUACGUGUGCAUCCGGGGUGUGUUCAUCCUUACCACAGAGUGUACGUCCCUCACUGUCACACUGGUUGUGACUCUGCGCAAGUUUGUGAGCCUCAUCUUUUCUAUCUUGUACUUCCAGAACCAGUUCACUAAGUGGCACUGGCUGGGCACCUUGUUUGUCUUCAUUGGGACCUUAAUGUACACAGAGGUGUGGAAAAACCUAGGGACCACAAAAAGUCAGCUGCAAAAGGAUGGCAAGAAGGACUGAGAUCUGCCUGGGACAGACAGACGGUGUAAUGUGAGAGUGGUCUCUGUUGCAGAUCUCACCGUCGUUUCACUUUGGCUGAUGCCAAAUUACCACAGUAUUGAAGCAGACAGGCUCCAGAGUUUCCUCCGAAAGGAUGGGACUCAUCUGCUUUCAUGGCGACCCAGACUGCACUUGGAGACUCCACACAGGCGUCCCUGAGAUAGAAUAAACAAAACAAACAAGGCUACCAGGCAGACUGUCUGGUAGCUUCUGCAUCUGCUUUUCUAUUCCUUUGCCAGAACAUCAGAACCAUAGUUGUUGAAUUUCAAGUCUCAGAGCUUCUAGUUUUCUACCUGUGUAACUUGCUACCGAUGAUUCUUUGCAGUGACGGCAUAUGUACCUCUUUCCUCCCAUCAGCCCUCCACACUUCAGCACUUUGCAGCACAGCCAGUGUUCCAGGCACAAUCAGGCACUGAAUGAUGCAGUGGACAUGUGAAAAAUUAGGCCCCAGGAGUGAUGAGGCUGGACUCCCUCCAGCGUGUUGGGAGAGAAGCAGUUGUCCCCAUGAGCAGAGUCCUUGAAAUACGUGAGCUGGAUGCUGGUGAUGCUGGAGCAGACGGGUGGAUCCCACCACCUACCUUUCACAUUAUUUGUUUAAUCAAUGCAGAGAUCACAUGCUUCCUUCACUGCUGCUUUCUGUAGUUAGAACAGUCCUGCAGUGUUCUUUGUACAUUAGAAAGGCAGGAAACUUGGAAGUGGAUUAAGAAGAGGGAGACUUUUCCUUCCAUCUCCCACGUGAAGCCCCUUGGCCUGUUUACGGAGAUGAAAAAGCGUGGCCCAAUACAGCCCACUCUUUCAGCACCUGAAAGACUGUUGCCCCUGUCAACCCGGACACACACUCACCUGGGUUUCAAAUGUGUGUCUGUGAGAGGCGUUAAGGCCUGGUAACCAGAAGAUACUUCUGAGAAUUGUCACUUGUCAAGUCAUUGAUGAUUGAUUGAUUGAUUGAUUGAUUGAUACACAGGUGUGAAUGUGGUCAAACCCCAGCUGCCACAGGGUGCAGUCUUGUUUUCCCAUAGAUAUGGGAUUGCUUUUGGUGGGUGUACAUGAAAGGUGGUAUGACACAGCAUGUUUACGUACAGAAACAGGCCUGACCCUUUUCUGCUGAUCACUCUGAAGGUCUCAUUUUCCUCUCUUGGAUCCUCUUGAGGAAGAGUAGCUCUGUCACAUGGUACUUGGCACUUGUGUGCCCUCAGCUGGAUUGUAUCUGAGAGCCAGACCCUCAUUACCCUCACCUACCCCUCUGCUCCUCUGCAAACAGCUAAACGCACUGUUUUCCUCACAUAGACGACAGCCUUCCAUUCUUUGGCUGUGUGCAGACUGUGCUCUUAGACCGAGGUGUGGCUCUCCGCGUCUCCUUGGCUCACUUGUAGUUCUUUUGUUGCUCCAUCUGAAGAAGCUCUUUGAUGAGUCUGAACAGCAACAGCAAAGAGAACUGUCCUAAUCCUCUGGGUCCCCGUGGAAGGCAGGGAAAAGUGCUUUGCUUUCUUGUUACAUUAAAUGCAGAUACUGUUUCUCUACCUAAGUCCCCAGGUUUACAGACUGAUUGUCAUUCUGGUCAUUGACAGCUUCCUAGUGCUGGUAAUGGUCUGUUCUCAAAGACGCUGAAUUAGAUGUGAACCCAUUCACAGUCCCCAAAGCUUCUUAGCUACUUUGAAAUAUGUUGGGUUGCCUGGACCAAUGUUGCUAUAAAUACCAAGUGUUAAAUGUCCCCUUAAAAAGACAGUAAUAAAAAGUACUUUUCCUUCCAA